CUGGGUUGCAAGACUUUGGGCUCCAGCGCUAAAAACUAAGCUGCACCGCAGCGAAUCGCAAAAAACAGUCGAAUAGCAAAUAUAUAAUACAUCAGCAGCCAGUGCGGCGCCUCCACAUCAUGGCCCGCACCGGCAGGGUCCGCAAGGGCCGCACGCGCCCGGACAAGGUCGGAGACGUCCACCCGUGCCGCAAAACGAUACUCGACGACCCAAAAUUCAUCCUCAUAUUCGGCAUCCUCAUGAACAUCAUAGCUUAUCAGCUGUUCGGGGGCAUCGCGGUGCAAGACCAGCUCGGCGCCUUCGCGGUGGCCAUGGUCAACGCCGUCUUCUCGCACCCCAUGUUCGAGACCCGCUUCGACGACAGCUACAACAUUGGUUUUUUCGUGCGGUCCCGGGUCAAGAAUUUGUACGCCAGACGCAUGGUUCUUUGCAGGUCGCGAGGUUGUUCUCGCACGGUUUCAUACAGUCGACCGAGUUCAUCGACGCCAUGAUCGAGGCCUACGACGAGUCGAAGGACCGCAACGUGAGCGUCGGCUACGUCGGCGUUGCGAAACUGUUCAUCUACUUCGGCAUAUUAGGAUACAAAGACGGCACGCUCGACAACGACGGCUGGGCGCUCAAGCGGGUGAACUGGGUCAUCGAGCGCACGUUCGGCCGGAGCUACUGCAUCGCCGCCGAGCACGUGCUGCUCUUCUGUUUGAACAUCGUCCUCUCGUGUCCUUUUUUGUGGUCCUGCACCUACAAAACGCUCCUGGCGCACUGCUUCUGGGGCGGCUACUCCUUCGCGGUAAAGCCCCUCCUCAAGGGCCUGUUCACGGCCUACAUCGACACCUACGAGGACCGCGCCGUCGUCCCGCAGUGGGCGAAGUUAAGAAAAGCUGCCGAAGAAGAGAACCCCGCACAGCUCCAGGCGGCCUUCGUGCCGCUCGCGUCGGCCUUCGACACGUCGUUCACCUGGAAGUACAACCAGGCCGGCUUCAAGCUGGUCGAGGAUGCCAUGCACAGCGCCGUCGCGGAGCACAUUGCGUCGAACUUGAAGCUCCUGCCGACCAUCCGCGGCCUACGAGCCGGCGGCGUCUUAUGUGUCCAGACGGCGCCGACGAUCAAGGACCACCCGGGCCUCAAGAUCAUCGUGCCGCUGAAAGCGUCGGACGGCAACCUGUCGGGCCUCGAGAGCGCGUUAAAUCUGGACGACAUUAGGCGCAACCUGUCCAGCGGCGUCACCCUCGGUUUAGUCGCGGCGCACACGUUCGGGGUCUGCGGCACGAUCUCCAAGGGCCUCCCUAGCUCGAUCACGGCCCCGCGCGUGAUCACGUACCUUAAAUGUUCCUUCACGAACCUAGGAACGAAGCAUGGGGCCUCGACGUCGCUCAUGGCCUCGGUCCUCUGCAGCGGUGCCGUCGUCGACUUGACUGGUACUGUUAGAUUGAAAAUGUACCGACCCGGCCAGCACCACUCCACGGACCCGCUCCCCGACGACGUCCUGACGCUCUGGAACGACCGCUCGGACGUGUUGCGGGUCAACCGCGGGGCCUUCGACGAGGUCGUCGAGCUCGCUAGUUCUUCUAUGUCGGUUGAUUUGCCGGAGCGCCUGGAGCAGUUCGCCCAGGGCCAGCAGGCCAUCUUUGAGUUUGCUUUAUUGGUGGGCAAGCAGCUCCGUGAAGUGAAAGAUAAGGCCGACGCGCCACAGCGCUUCUUAGCCAAGUUACGCGAGCUCGUCGCGCGCGGUGUCUGACCUCUUCAGGAAUCGAUCGGUCGACGCGUGCGGUCGAUCUGACGCGCGUGCGGUCGAUCUGACGCUGUUUUUGCGCGCAGGAAGCGUCGGCUGCUGAUAAUAAUUUGAAGGGCGUCGGGCUGACGAUUGGCUUCUGGGCGGCAGCUGAAAUCCGAUCGGGCAGCAGCCCCGACCCCCUCCAGUGCUUCGAGACGCCGGUGCCCCAGAUGAUGGAGGCGUUGUCGGGCGUGGGCAUCCACUGCGUCGACGCGAAUAUUGAUAGAGACGAGUUCAUCGAUAAAUAUUUGGGCGGGUCGACGGGCGCUUCGGCUGCUCUUGAUAGUUUGGCGAUUUUCGUCCCGGACAGGCACCUGACGCACCCUACACCAGCUGGUCUUCCUAGACAAUUGCGGAGCGCCGCUUAUAGAGGCAACAUGUUCCGUGCUGAUGGCCUGUGGGAAGCCCUCGUCAAGGCCGGCGGCGACUUGACCCUUAUUAGAGAUUUAGAUUUGCGCCGCGUGUAUGAGCCGACGGGCGAAUAUGCGACGAACGACUUCCCCCCUUAUAACGAGUACCAGGUGGUCCGCGUCGUGACCGAGGGCCCGGAAGGCGUCACGUACCGGACGACGGAACAGGGGCACCCUCGGGCGGCCGUCCUGGCCGCGUCGACGCUCGCGCGGGACCAGCAGGCCGAGGUGGACUCGCGCGACGAGCUCUACAAGCACUUAGACGACCACGCGCUCGCCGAGCUGUGGCGGGCGAACAAGGGGCGCCUGCCAAAAGGAGCGGUCACGUCUGGGAGAGGCGGCCCUAAUCCUACCUACGACCGCGCCCUUUUGCUGCGGAAGUUGCAGGAGGCCGGCAUCGCGCCCGAUCCGCCGACGGGCGACGAGGCGUAGGUUGACGCGGCGGGCGUCGCCAUGCUCUCGGUGGCGAGGCCUGUUGUUGUUAAACUUCGUAACAAUCUUAAAAAUAGAACAAAA
Messenger RNA from Pelagomonas calceolata, 2697 nucleotides. NCBI's taxonomy places the organism in Eukaryota, Pelagophyceae, Pelagomonadales, Pelagomonadaceae. The record is from the annotation of a GenBank genome assembly.